UGGCCCAUUCCCAACCCCACCCCACCUCCCGCAUCACCUCUGCCGGAUCUCCCGACCACCUCCCGCCGCCACCCCUGGCUCCAACGCGCUUCUUCCCUCUGACCCGCGCGUCGCCGACGCACUUCCUUCCACACGGUCGACGCCCCUCUCGCCGGAGCGCCACCUCCCCAUCCACCGGCGCUCCUCCUCCCACUCCACCCCAAUCCACCCUGAUGCGUGCAGCCCUCCUCCCACCCUGAUGCGCGCGACCCAUCGGGCGCGGCACCUGCAUCUCGCCGCCCCGCUCCCUGGCCACCGGAGCGCCAUCCUCCCCGCUCGACCGCUGCCACCCCGGUCCCCGACCGAAACCCACAACGCCCCGUCUCUCCUCCCCUGGACCGCUGUUGCACGCCGCCGAUGCGGGACACCUCCCCGAUGCGCUGCCGCCGUGCCGCGGAUGACCACGAGCGACCUUCUUCCACCUCUCCAAGCGCCGCCACUCGGGACGCCAUGCACUCAGGCUCCCCUGCCGCCGCGAACUUCUUGCUCCUGCCACCACGACCUUCUCCCCCCUGCCGCCGCGUCCUUCUUCCACGCACUCAGAACUUGGCCAUUUCUGGACGAGGAAUCAAGCUCGCCCCUGCUGCUCUGUUUGGAUCUACUCGGUUGCUGGUGUUUGCUUCGAGGCUACUCACACCCGAGCUCCCACUAGCCACGGCAAUCUCAUUCCCGCAGCAGCGGAUGUCGCCGACCUCGACUAGUGGUUGCCGGAUUUGUGUUUCUUCUGUACAAAACUGAUGCAUUUCUUCUCUUGUUUCUACAGUUUUGUUAACUGAACUUUACUGUCUCGACUGAUUGAACUGCACAGAACUUAACUGUCUAGGCUGCAAGGGUGUCAUGCGGAGGUGGCUCGAGCCGGCGGGAGAUGCAGCAGUUCGAUGCAGCCCCUCCACGCCGUUCAACUCAUGUAGCCAACUGGCUCAAAGCCAAUAGUACUGCACGCCGGACCCGGAGGAGGACUUCGAGGAGGGGUACAAGGGGAAGCAGGUGGUGGUGGAGAACCUGCGGCAGCUGUGCGUGCACCGGGUGGCCAACGAGAGCGGGCGGUCGUGGGCGUGGUGGGACUUCGCCAUGGACUACAAGCUGCGGUGCUCCAUGAAGGAGAAGAAGUACAGUAAGGCGCGCGCCGAGGAGGUGGUGGCCUCACUCGGGCUGUCGCUGGAGAAGGUGCUGACGUGCAUGGGCGACCCCGACACCGACGCCGACAACGCCGUGCUGUCCAAGGAGCAGGAGGACUAGAUCGGGCGUGGGUCGCACGGGACAUCACCAUCCUGCCCAUGCUCGUCAUCAACGACGUCCAGUAUAGAGGGAAGAUGGAGAGGACGGCGGUGCUCAAGGCCGUGUGCGCCGGCUUCAAGGAGGGGACCGAGCCGCAAGUCUGCCUGAGCCAUGACAUGGAGACGAACGAGUGCCUGCACCGGAACAGCGGGUGCUGGCGGGACGACGCGACGAACGUGACGGCGUGCAGGGACACGUACCGGGGCAGGGUGUGUGAGUGCCACGUGGUGAACGAUGUCUGCUAUGGCGGCGACGGGUACACCCAAUACAAAGGUCGACUGCGCCGCCACACGAAGUUCACAGGCCAUAGCUGCGGACGGAUGAAAUUCCAACUGUACCGCAACCCCUCAAGAUCCACAGUGGCCAAAGAUGGUGCUCCACAGCUGUUCGGUGUAAUGCCCAAGGAGCAAACAAUGUCUCUCUCAGUUUUGUUUUUCGAAAGACCUACCUAUCAUCUUGCCGCUGCUGCGUUAGAGUGGCUCCAUCUGCAGAUGGGGGAGGUCCCGACCUGCAGCUGGGAGAAGUGUCGACCUGCACCUGGUCACGCGCGCCACUGCCACUUAGGUCCACCACCUACAGCCGGCGCCGCAGUGCCUCGACCGUUCAACUAUGCCACCUCAGCAGUUCAAUAUAUAUUGGAGAAGAAGAAAAAACAACAGUAGGUUCAAAUGUUGUGUUUUGUGAUUGUUGUAGACUUGCAGCAAAUUAGAGGUGGUCCCAAAGGAAAAAUUGUUCCCUUUGAUGGAGCACCUGGCCGUUCCAUUUGUUUUGUUUUGUUUUGCAAAUUGCUAGUUGGCCAUAUAGCUUCAGUAGUGGUAUAAUGCUUUAGGUUCCUGACUAUUGGUCUUGAUGUUUGGCCGUACUUGAGGUCUUGAGGUCGAGCUCGGUAAUGUAUGCGGGAGCAGUUUGGAUUUGGUA
Messenger RNA from Triticum dicoccoides, 2235 nucleotides. RefSeq lists its product as uncharacterized. Lineage: Eukaryota; Viridiplantae; Streptophyta; Magnoliopsida; Poales; Poaceae. The coding region runs from base 1317 to 1979 and encodes 220 amino acids. The transcript has 6 exons. The record is from RefSeq and is a predicted model, not a curated record.